GCCCCCCGCCGCCGCUCGGUCCCCGCCGCUCGCGGGCCGCGCCCCGCGCACCCCAUGCACCACCUCCUGGAGCAGUCGGCGGACAUGGCGACCGCGCUGUUGGCGGGCGAGAAGCUGCGGGAGCUGAUCCUGCCGGGCACGCAGGACGACAAGGCGGGCGCGCUGGCCGCGCUGCUGCUGCCGCUGAAGCUAGAGCUGCCAUUCGACCGCGUGGUCACCAUGGGGACCGUGCUCGUGCCCAUACUGCUGGUCACCCUGGUCUUCACCAAGAACUUCGCAGAGGAGCCCAUUUACUGCUACACCCCACACAACUUCACCCGCGACCAGGCGCUGUACGCCCGCGGCUACUGCUGGACGGAGCUGCGGGAUGCCCUGCCCGGCGUGGAUGCCAGCCUGUGGCCCUCGCUGUUUGAGCACAAGUUCUUACCCUACGCACUGCUGGCCUUUGCCGCCGUCAUGUACGUGCCGGCGCUGGGCUGGGAGUUUUUGGCCUCCACGCGGCUCACCUCGGAGCUCAACUUCCUGCUGCAGGAGAUCGACAACUGCUACCACCGGGCGGCCGAGGGCCGGGCUCCCAAAAUCGAGAAGCAGAUCCAGUCCAAGGGGCCGGGCAUCACCGAGCGCGAGAAGCGCGAGAUCAUCGAGAACGCCGAGAAGGAGAAGAGCCCGGAGCAGAACCUGUUCGAGAAGUACCUGGAGCGCCGCGGCCGCAGCAACUUCCUGGCCAAGCUGUACCUGGCGCGGCACGUGCUGAUCCUGCUGCUGAGCGCGCUGCCCAUCUCCUACCUGUGCACCUACUAUGCCACGCAGAAGCAGAACGCCUUCACCUGCGCGCUGGGCGCCGCGCCCGCCGUGCACGUCAGCUGCAAACUGCCCUCGGUGCAGCUGCAGCGCAUCAUCGCGGGCGUGGACAUCGUGCUGCUCUGCUUCAUGAACCUGGUCAUCCUGGUCAACCUGGUGCACCUCUUCAUCUUCCGCAAGAGCAACUUCAUCUUCGACAAGCUGCACAAGGUGGGCAUCAAGACGCGUCGCCAGUGGCGCCGCUCACAGUUCUGCGACAUCAACAUCCUGGCCAUGUUCUGCGACGAGAACCGCGACCACAUCAAGUCGCUCAACCGCCUGGACUUCAUCACCAACGAGAGCGACCUCAUGUACGACCACGUGGUGCGCCAGCUGCUGGCCGCGCUGGCCCAGUCCAACCACGACGCCACGCCCACCGUGCGCGACGCGGCCGUGCAGACCGCCGACCCCAGCGCCGACCCCGCCGACCCCGACGGCUCGGCCGAGCCGCCGGUGGUCAAGCGGCCGCGCCGCAAGAUGAAGUGGAUCCCGACCGGGAACCCGCUGCCGCAGCCCUUCCGGGAGCCGCCGGCCGUGGCGCGCGUGGACAGUGCCAAGGCCGAGAAGCCCAAGCCGGUGCGCAGGAAGACCACGGACACGCUCAUCGCCCCGCUCUUGGACGCCGGCGCCCGGGCCACUCACCACUACAAGGGUGGCGGUGGGGCCGGCGCCGGGGGUGAGGCGGCGCCUGCGCCCGACAAGAAGCACGCGCGCCACUUCUCCCUGGAUGUGCACCCCUACAUCCUGGGCCCCAAGAAACCCAAGGCCGAGCCUGCGCCCGCCGCGCUGCCCGCCUCCCGCAGCCAGGAAGGCGGCUUCCUGUCCCAGGCCGAGGAGCGGGGGCUGGGCCUGGCCACCGCGCCCACCAAAGAUGCUGCACUCCCCGAGCAGGAGCUGCCAUUCCCUGCGGAGCCCCCCGGGGACCCCUUCCACGUCUGCUCGCCCCCCACCGCCCCCCCUGCGGCCUCUCUGUCACCCGCCGGCCUGAGCAAGACCGACACCCUCACCAUGCUGAGCCGCAACGCCACCCACCCCCUGCUGCACAUCAGCACACUGUACGAGGCCCGGGAGGAGGAAGAAGGGGGACCUCGCGCACCCCCAGACAUGAGCGACCUCAUCACCCUGCCGCCACCACAGCAGCUGCUCAUCGCCACCUUUGACGAGCCCAGAACAGUGGUGAGCACGGUGGAGUUCUGAGGGCCCUGCCGGCCGCAACCCGUGCCAGGGGCUCUUGGCUGUCGGUGCUGAAGUGGGACCAAGAGUUUAUUUUUGUAGCUGACUUUGUCCUGGACCUGGAUGGUGGCAGGAGGCUGCUGGACCCCAGCUCCACUGCCCUGACCUAGGGUCUGCCCCAGGGUCCCCCUCAGCUCCUCCCUGCAGGAAUUGGAUACCUGGUGGCAGAGCCAAGCGCCACCCUGGGACCAGUUCAAUGUGCACUUUCUCCCUGUAGCCUGACACAUUUUGUUUUACUAUGUUACUGUAACUAAUGAGCAUAUUUAUCAUCAGGAGACCUGGGUGGGUGUGGCACAAAGCAGGGGGGCUGUGAACAGGUAGAAGACAGGCAGAUGGGUGCAGCUACAUGUACAGAGUGCAAGUGUG
Messenger RNA from Ochotona princeps (American pika), 2439 nucleotides. RefSeq names its product pannexin 2 (gene PANX2). The transcript is spliced from 3 exons. The coding region runs from base 55 to 2037 and encodes 660 amino acids. Gene Ontology annotation, biological process: monoatomic cation transport; positive regulation of interleukin-1 production. NCBI's taxonomy places the organism in Eukaryota, Metazoa, Chordata, Mammalia, Lagomorpha, Ochotonidae. Gene Ontology annotation, molecular function: channel activity. The record is from RefSeq and is a predicted model, not a curated record.